UAAGACAUCAUUACGACUUACUAUUUAAUGUCAGGGCAUUAACCGAAGAUUUAUAAACCGAUAUCUUUUCGCACCGUCAUGGAAAACGUAAAAUUCCUGAUUUUGCUGCUUUUUAUUGUGGUGUGUGACAGUAGUUGUCCAUCUACCUGGUACACUAUUCCUGGAAACCGAUGCAUCAAGGUAAACAAAUACGAGGUGGAUUUACCAGAAAUUGAAGACAGUACGAUGUGCGAGAAGUACACUAUUGGCACAAAGGUUGCAUCAUACAUUUCCGUGACAUCUCCCAAUGACUUUGCCAUACUAUAUCAUUUUAAUAUGUGGGUAUUCAAUGUCUACUUGGAUUGGAACUAUGUCGGAUCGACCUACUAUUACAGCAAUGGAAGUAUGGUCGAUAUUAAAGAAUAUCCUGUAACUGAUGCAACUUUCCGUGCAGGUGAUUGUGUUUAUCUGGACCUGUGGAACCAAGAAGUGUAUGGCGAUUGCAACCUAGAUAAAGCUGGAUACUUGAGCAGGAUAUUGAGUAGUGGUAGACUAGAUCUUACUAAGGUCGUUAUGGAGAGUUGUGAUUAUUGUAGUCCUUGGACGUCCCCUGAAUUUUCUGUUAUUGGUCUCGGUGAAGUAGAAGUUGAUUGCCAGGUUUGUAGGAUUGUUCCUGUUUUGUCUCAGGAUGUGGCCAAAUAA
Molecule: messenger RNA, 681 nt
Organism: Anneissia japonica
Lineage: Eukaryota; Metazoa; Echinodermata; Crinoidea; Comatulida; Comatulidae
Exons: 3
Coding region: 79-681 (200 amino acids)
Source: RefSeq, a predicted model, not a curated record